AUGGAGUCGCUUUCCUACAAGGUGGAACAACUACCUGGUCCCGUUUGCCAGCUCGGGGAAGGUCCCAUUUGGGAUGUGGAUAGUCAAAGUUUGUAUUAUGUAGACGCUCUUGGGGCGGCGAUUCUUCGUUUCGAUUACAAUGAAAGUGAAACUUACAGGGCAACAAUAGAUGGUUUGGCGCCGAUUUCCUUCAUAUUUUUAGUCGAAGGACGUCCUGGUGAGUUCGUUCUGGGCACGGGAAUUGACUUGUCGUUGGUUAGCUGGGACGGGAAGUCAACGAAGGCAACAUUGCUGCGAAAGGUGGCCAGUUUGGCCCUGAAGGGAGUCAAACCGAUGCGCUUCAACGAUGGUAAGGUGGAUCGGUUUGGCCGUUUGUAUGCUGGAACCAUGCUAAUGGAAGGUCACGGGGAUGUUUUCGAAGAAAGGGAAGGAAAGUUGUAUCGAUUCGAUGGUAAAUUUGGUGGAAGCUUUAUCCAGCAAAAGGAUGGUAUUGGCAUUUCCAAUGGGAUUACUUGGAACGAGCAGAGCGGAGUUCUGUAUUACGUUGACUCGUGCACGUUUGAUGUAAAAGUGUUCCAGGUCAACGCUGCUGGAGAUUAUAACGUGAAUUCAAAAUGCUUUAUGACUCCCAACAGUUCCUUUCGCUCAUCGCUUGUCAACUCGUGUUCCACCUCGAGGGAAUCUUCCGUUGGUAUUUGUGCUUUUUCCGGUAUAUCGAACGUCGGUAUGUCCAAAGACGUGUCUUCGGACGUUGGCAGUUGUGGCAAGUAUCCCACCGGUUCCAACGUAAAUGCAAUGAGCUCAUUGACUACCUCAAACUGUCCAACGGUUUUGAACAGUGAGCGUGAGUGGCGUAUGAUGCGUAAAAAUUGUAGAAUGAUGACCAUGCUACAAGAUUUGGAGAAUGAAGAGGUUCUGAUUGAUAUAAGCAACAAUGGGGAGAAUCCCGGUUUCGUUGGUGACGGGAUGACAAACGACACGGAGGGUAAUCUGUACUUGGCUGCGUGGUGCGGUUCUAAAGUUUUGAAAAUUGAUGUAAAGAAACGCGCGAUCGUUCAAGAAAUAGGCCUCCCGGUCACGCAAGUAACCUCCGUUGCUUUUGGAGGUCCUCGGCUGGAUGAAUUGUUUGUCACAAGUGCGGCCACCGAUGUGUUCGAUGGAACGGAGGGGUUGAUCAACCGUCGACCGCCCGGAUCAGGAAAAGUUUUCCGAAUUAGUGGAUUGGGAGUAAAGGGUCAAGGAAUGAAUAAAAUUGUUUUGAAUGAGUAA
Sabethes cyaneus is the source of this 1269-nucleotide messenger RNA. Its product is annotated as regucalcin-like. NCBI's taxonomy places the organism in Eukaryota, Metazoa, Arthropoda, Insecta, Diptera, Culicidae. Bases 1 to 1269 code for a protein of 422 amino acids. Gene Ontology annotation, molecular function: calcium ion binding; gluconolactonase activity. Gene Ontology annotation, biological process: L-ascorbic acid biosynthetic process. The transcript has 4 exons. The record is from RefSeq and is a predicted model, not a curated record.